Molecule: messenger RNA, 566 nt
Organism: Mangifera indica (mango)
Lineage: Eukaryota; Viridiplantae; Streptophyta; Magnoliopsida; Sapindales; Anacardiaceae
Exons: 3
Coding region: 92-400 (102 amino acids)
Source: RefSeq, a predicted model, not a curated record
AACCUAAUCUAAUCAUUUGCUAAAAUUAGGGGAUAAUUUGGUGCAGCAAUCUGUGUCUCUUUUGAAAGUCAAGGAUCCCUUGUUUAAAAGAAUGGGAGCUUCUAGGUUAGCCCGUUUUGCAAUAGAUGAUGAAAGGAGAAUGAAAAUAGUAGAGAUUGGUGGAGCUCAGGAGCUUGUAAAUAUGUUGGCAGAGGCUAGAGAUGAUCGUACACGGAAAGAAGCACUUAAGGCUCUUGCUGCCCUUUCUGGCUCAGAUGAAGCAGUUGGAGCUUUACACCAUACUGGGGCAUUAUCAAUUAUAAAGUCCACUCCACAACCAUUUGACGAUGCAGAAAUUGAAAAAUACAAAUCAAGCCUACUGAAGAGAUUCCAAGAUCUGAGAUAUGAUAUUCCAUCCUGAGAUUGUAUUAUGAUAAAACUAGCAAGUUCUUCUUUAAAUGAGAGAAAAAUUUAGUUAGAAACAAUCGCUGAAUUUAAAAAAUGUGUUUUACCAGGGCUAAUUAAAGUGCCUUGUACUUUUUGGUUCACUCUAAUAAAAUCCUUCAUGCAACUGGUUUUGUUUCUCA